AUGGGAAAUGCUACUCCUCAUCCAGGCACGCAAAGCGGCGGUAAUAAUUGGGUCGGAUACUUGACCACACAACAUAACACUACCUUAACCCUAGCAUACAGUCUAGCCAUCGCCGGUGCAACAAUUGAUAAUUCGCUAGCUACGUGGGGAUUUGGUGAUAUGACUUCCCAAAUUGACGCCUUUCAAUUGUAUUAUGCUUCGAGGCCGGCGUAUGCGCCAUGGACGGUCGAUAAUACAGUUGCUUCGUUCUGGAUUGGGAUUAACGAUGUAUAUUACGGCUUUGCGCAUGAUGAUGAGCCUUCUCAAUUUGUAUCUGCGCUUAUGGAUAGAUAUCGACCACUCAUCGAACAAAUCUAUUCCAGCGGAAUCCGAAAGUUUCUCUUUCUGAACUGCCCACCGUCAACCCGCAGUCCGCAGGUGCAUGAAGAGAACGAUUUGCCGGAACAGUUCCAACGUCAUGCCGAGAUGGUGACAGCGUACAAUAAUGGUCUGGACAACAUGUUCUCUCAAUUCAGUGAUAAGCAUAAAGAUGCAACCGUCGUGUUUUACGACGCCUUCCAGUACAUGACUCGCGUUCUUGAUGAUCCUGCUCAAUAUGGAUACCAAGAUUCCACGUGCAUGAAUACUGAUGGGUCGAAUUGUGUUUGGUGGAAUAAUUUGCAUCCUGGUUGGAAAUAUCACCAGCUUCAAGCCGAGGAUAUGUUGCCCAUUCUUGCGCGUCUUGGGUGGUGA
Molecule: messenger RNA, 732 nt
Organism: Talaromyces amestolkiae
Lineage: Eukaryota; Fungi; Ascomycota; Eurotiomycetes; Eurotiales; Trichocomaceae
Exons: 4
Coding region: 1-732 (243 amino acids)
Molecular function (GO): hydrolase activity, acting on ester bonds
Source: RefSeq, a predicted model, not a curated record